AUGAAGACCGCAGAAGACAAGCCGCUCAUCGCGGGUGGAAGCAAUGACGACAUCUUCACCAUCGAUGAGUUGAUCAAGCGGCGCGCUGCAGAGCUGCGAGGAUCGCCGCUGCUGUGCUACCCGAGAGAAGGCUUGACAGACCAUGAGGAGCACUCAGCAGAAGCCAUCGACAGAUACGUGGAUGCGGCAGUCGAAGCAUUGCAGCAAAGAGGGCUGCAGCCAGCGGAUCCAGACCUCGAGCAAGCCCCUUCGGUCGGCAUCAUGGCGCAUUCAUCAUUGGCUUUUAUUAUCACCCUUCUAGGCUUGAACAGGUUGGGUUACGCAGCUCUCUUGUUAUCCACACGACUCGCAAGCCCGGCAUUACAAUCUUUACUUCAAGCUGCAGACUGCAGUACCAUCUUGACGACUUCACAUUUCUACGAUGUACUAGCAGAAGUGCAAACGCUACAGGAUCUCAAAGUGAUCGAGAUGCUGAAGCACGAAGACUACUACGGAGUAGAAGCACCCGUUUUCCAACGCAAAUACGACCCACACAGAGAGAACCCUAAACGAGCAGUCAUAAUACACUCGUCAGGCUCGACAGGCCUGCCAAAGCCCAUCUAUCUCACGCAUCGGAGCUGUAUUGCUGCUUUCGGGACGAACCUGGACCGAAAAGCACUAAUGACGCAGCCACUUUUCCACAGCUUCGGCUUCUACGAGACGUUCCGUUCGAUAUACUCUGGAAAGCCUAUGUACUAUGUUAAUUACAAUUACCCGUUGACGAAGCAGAAUCUGCUGGCUACGCUUGGCCACGUCAAGCCAGACCUUCUUUUCUGCGUGCCGUAUGUUCUGAAGCUGCUGGCGGAUUCAGACGAGGGGAUUCGGUGCUUAGCGGAUAUCGAUCUCAUCAUGUACGGUGGGAGCGCAUGUCCAGAUGAUCUUGGCGAUAAGCUGGUGAAGCAUGGGGUUAAUGUUUGUGCGAACUAUGGCGCGACGGAGACAGGCCGAGUAAUGACAUCCGUGCGGCCCAAAGGCGACAACGCCUGGAACUACCUCCGCAUCCUCCCGCAGGUAAAACAAUUCCUCCUCAUGGAUGAAAUCGCCCCCGGAAUCUUCGAGUGCGUCGCCCUCGACGGCUUGAAAUCAAAGAGCACCGUCAACUCCGAUGACCCGCCGAAUGCCUUCCGCACACGAGACCUCUUCAUGCAACAUCCCUCGAACCCUGACUUCUGGAAAUACGUCUCGAGACUAGACGACAGGUUGACGUUGGUAAACGGUGAGAAGGUCCUUCCCAUACCCAUCGAAGGACGCAUCCGCCAGGAAGGUCUCGUGCAAGAAGCCAUCGUCUUCGGCGACGGAAAAGUCAUCCCCGGCAUCCUUAUUAUUAAAGCGGAUGCCGCCUCGCACAUGUCCGACGACGAGUUUCUACAGCACAUCUGGCCGAGCGUCGAGGACGCGAACGCCCGCGCAGAAAGCUUCUCCCGGAUACCGCAGGAGCUGGUGGUCGUUCUGCCGGCGGGCACGAAGUACGCCACUACGGACAAGAGCACGUUCAUUCGCGCGCAGGUGUACGAGCAGUUCAAGCAGCAGAUUUACGACGCGUAUGAGAGGUUUGAGAAUAACACUGGUGGGUCGAUUGCGCUGCCACUCCAGGAGCUGGAAGCGUACCUCCUGCGCCGGUUCCGCGAACAGCUCGACGUGGCGCUGGAAUCCCCAGAGACGGAUUUCUUCGCCUUCGGCAUUGAUAGCUUGCAGUGCCUGAAGAUGUGGAGCUUGAUCAAGAAGGAGAUUGAUCUUGGGGGGAGGCAGGCCCAAGUCGGGCAGAAUGUGCUGUAUGAGACGGGCAAUGUUGCGUCGCUUGCGCGGUACCUAGAUGGGCUGCGUAAUGGGACGCAGGAGGAUGUGCAGGAUCAAGAACAGGUUAUGAGGGAUUUGAUUGACAAGUACUCGUCUUUCGACACGUUUACUUGGCCCAGCCCGGAAAAGCACGUCGUCUUAUUGACAGGCGUCACAGGCGGUCUAGGCGCCCACCUCCUCGCACAACUCCUCCAACACCCUCACAUCUCCUCAAUAUGGACCCUCGUCCGCGCCCCCUCCGACCUCACAGCCCUACAACGCACACUCCACAGCCUCUCCUCCCGCGGCCUCUCCCUCUCCCAGUCCCAACUCCAGAAAAUCACCGCCCUUCCCUCCGACCUCAGUAAACCCGACUUCGGCCUCCCCCCAAAAAGAUUACAAGACCUCCGUUCAAAACUCACCCUCGUCAUCCACAGCGCCUGGGCCGUAAACUUCAACAUAUCCGUCUCGAGUUUCGAAAACGAACACAUCGCCGCAGUGCAGAACUUCAUUAACCUGUGCCAGUCGACGACCCACGGCUCGCCAGCGCGGUUCUACUACUGCUCUUCCGUGUCAUCUGCAGGAGGAACGCCGCGCCCUGGCAUCGUACCCGAGCGUGCAGUUCCAUCCAUCGCGCACGUGCAGAAAACGGGGUACGCGCGCUCAAAGUACGUCGCGGAGUCUAUCGUCCUGGCCGCAGCCAAACAUGGUGCUCAUGCCAGGGUCCUUCGAAUAGGCCAAUUAAUAGGCGACACUUCCGUCGGCGCGUGGAACACGACGGAGGGCAUACCGCUUAUGAUACAGACUGCGCAGACGGUGGGUGCGUUGCCAGCGCUAGAUGAGGAGAUGAGCUGGUUGCCGGUUGAUUACGCUGCGGGUAUCAUCCUCGACUUGUGCGAUGUAUCACCCCUUUCUGUGGUUUCAAAUUCAGAACCGGCACGCGAGACGAGACCGGACCUCGUAUACCACGUGCUCAACCCCACGCGCUUCCACUGGACGCGCGACAUGCUGCCCGCGCUGUCCGCCGCGGGGCUCGCGUUCGAAACGCUUCCGACUGAGCGGUGGAUGGAGAAGUUGCGGGCGUCGGACAGCGAUCCGGAGAGGAAUCCGCCUAUUAAGCUGCUGGGGUGGUUUGAGAGUAAAUACGGGCGUGGCGCGAGUAAGGCGAAGGGAGCGUUGGUGUAUGAGACUAAGGAAACAGGGAGGAAGAGUGCGACGGUGGGGAAGGUGCCUGAUGUUACGGAGGUGGGGUUUGUGAGGUUGAUGGUUGAGAGGUUGAAGGGGAGUGGAAACGGGGUGAGGGCGGGAGUUAGGUGGAGUAGCGGGGAACUGGGCGGAGGGCGCGGGAGUUAA
Messenger RNA from Didymosphaeria variabile, 3168 nucleotides. RefSeq lists its product as uncharacterized. The record is from RefSeq and is a predicted model, not a curated record. The transcript is spliced from 4 exons. The coding region runs from base 1 to 3168 and encodes 1055 amino acids. NCBI's taxonomy places the organism in Eukaryota, Fungi, Ascomycota, Dothideomycetes, Pleosporales, Didymosphaeriaceae.